Messenger RNA from Electrophorus electricus (electric eel), 497 nucleotides. Its product is annotated as eukaryotic translation initiation factor 4 gamma 3-like. Lineage: Eukaryota; Metazoa; Chordata; Actinopteri; Gymnotiformes; Gymnotidae. The record is from RefSeq and is a predicted model, not a curated record. Gene Ontology annotation, molecular function: mRNA binding; translation initiation factor activity. Gene Ontology annotation, cellular component: eukaryotic translation initiation factor 4F complex.
GUGUGGAGUCCACACUGGAGAGGAGCCAGAUAACACGCGACCACAUGGGCCAGCUGCUCUAUCAGCUGCUGCAGGCUGGAAGCCUCUCCAAACCUCAGUUCUUUAAAGGGUUCUCAGAAACCCUUGAGUUGGCAGAUGAUAUGGCCAUUGACAUUCCCCAUAUAUGGCUGUACUUAGCGGAGCUGGUUAGUCCUGUGCUCCGCGAAGGAGGAAUCUCUAUGAGAGAAUUAUUUAGUGAAUUUAGUAAACCAUUACUCCCUGUGGGAAGAGCUGGGAUAUUAUUUUCUGAAAUAUUGCACCUGCUAUGCAAACAUAUGAGCCAUAGGAAAGUGGGAGCCUUAUGGAGGGAUUCUGAGUUGAGUUGGGUUAAUUUCCUCCCAGACAUGGAGGAUGUGCCUCGCUUCAUCACUGAGCAGAAACUAGACUUCAAUCUGUCUGAUUGCUCGAGUCUGGGCUGUUUGAAUGACAUGUAUGUGAUCUUGGAGGACACGUUCUAA